Messenger RNA from Didymodactylos carnosus, 279 nucleotides. The record is from the annotation of a GenBank genome assembly. NCBI's taxonomy places the organism in Eukaryota, Metazoa, Rotifera, Eurotatoria, Philodinida, Philodinidae.
AUGGGUCAAACAGUCCUCGAUUUUACCGGAUAUCGCUUUUCUGUGCUCCCGAAACAAUUGAGUGAAUUAGAAAAACUACAAGAACAGUUACAAAAAUAUGAAGAUGAUAGACAAAUGUUAGAAGAACAACGUGAACAAUAUGAACGAGAUCGACAAGAAAUAGAACAACAAAUCAAUGGAAUAAAACGUCAAAUACAACAACUGGAACUAGAAAUAAAAGAAGUAACAAUGGGAAUGCAACAAUUAGAAAACGAAAUAAAACGAAUUCAACAAGAAUGA